Frankliniella occidentalis (western flower thrips) is the source of this 2763-nucleotide messenger RNA. RefSeq lists its product as uncharacterized. Gene Ontology annotation, biological process: cell adhesion. The record is from RefSeq and is a predicted model, not a curated record. The transcript is spliced from 7 exons. Gene Ontology annotation, cellular component: extracellular matrix. Bases 65 to 1126 code for a protein of 353 amino acids. NCBI's taxonomy places the organism in Eukaryota, Metazoa, Arthropoda, Insecta, Thysanoptera, Thripidae.
GUCGCACGACGCGGCCUACACGCUGUUCCGCCUGGGGCAGCCCGCCGGCCCAGGGCUGCGCGCCAUGGCCGAGACGGGACGGUCCGAGGUGCUGGAGGACGAGAACCAGGGCGCCGCCGGCGUGUUCGACGAGUUCACCGCGCCCCCCGUGCACUCCGGGGCCGGCUGGACGCAGGCCGAGUUCUUCGUCGACGGCAACCACUCCAGGGUGUCGCUGAUGUCCCGGAUCGUGCCGUCGCCGGACUGGUUCGUCGGCAUCGACAGCUUUGACCUGUGCGUCGACGGAGGGUGGAUCGACACCAUCACCAUCGAGGUGGACCCGCUGGACGCGGGCACGGACAACGGCUUCACCUUUACGGCGCCCAACUGGCCGACGGAACCGCAGGGGGUGGUGUACCGCAUCACCAGCACGCACCCGCAGCACCCCGCCGGCUCCUUCUACUACCCGUUCCUCAAGCGGCUGCCGGCCAUCGCCACCUUCCAGUUUAUCAAGGUGAAGGAGUACGAGUUGUCUGAGGUGUUCCGCCACACCGAGGACAGCCAGCACUUUGACGUGUUCCGCGCCGAGCCGCAGCACCCCAACAGCAUCCCGGUGCUGGGGACGGACGGCGUGCAGCAGGAGAUCGAGGAGCAGCGCCAGGAGGAGGAGCAGAGGAUGGAGGAGCAACGGCAGCAGCAGCAGCAACACGAACUCACCACCGUGGGGUGGGCGAGCACGCCGAUGAGCCGCAGGGCGACCGCGGUGGGCGACAAGGCCGCCGCCGCCGUGGUCGACUCGAUCCUCAACACGUACGGCCCCGCGUACACGGUGGUGGUGGCCGACGGCGGCGGCCCCUCCCCGCCGACCAGCGCCGCCCCGAGCACCGCCGCCCCGCCGACCCCGGCGCCCAGGAGCCAGCGUCGCAAGCACAAGACCGUCCGCAAGAUCCGAGCGCCGCGGGACUGCCGGGUGGGCGAGUGGGGCCCGUGGAGCGAGUGCUCCAAGUCGUGCGGCAUCGGGGAGAUGCAGCGGCGGCGCACCGUGGUGAAGCACCCGCGGCGCGGCGGCCGGGUGUGCCCGCCGCUGCUGGAGACCAAGUGGUGCGGCUCGGCCAGGGACUGCGCCAAGAGCUACUUCAAGUGGUGAACAGGUGUUGGUCCUGGGCUUGGCCGAAACGAGUCCGGAGAAUGGGUACCCAAUGCCCUGCUGGCCCAGGGGCGCCGCCCGGGCCGAGGAGGCCCAGCAGGGGACGGGCGGGACAAGAGGAGUCGCUGUUCAGUAGAGGACGCCGCCGACCCGCAUCGCCCACGCUGCCAUCGCUGACAGUUGACAAACUUCUGGGACCCGCAGUGGGCCACACAGUGGGCCACACAGCCAUAUCGAGCAACAUGCCAGGAGUGUCAGCUCAGUACAAAAGAAAAAACGAGCACACGUUAUUUUUCUAUCUACUGUUGUUGUUAGUCCGAGUGAGAAAUGGAGCAAGCCGACAUUCGUGUUGUAUCUAGCGUUUCCGAAUUCCAUUUCCGAAGGUAAUUAUGUAGACCAGCUACUUACUUGUUUAUCACCUGUGAGGUACCUGGCUUCAGAUCAGCAAUUUCUUGAAGUAAACUCUACUAGUACCUUUCUAAACUAUUCACAAUAAGAUGUUAAGUCAGCAUUAAACCUGAAACUCCUGUCUCAAAAGAAAAUAAGUUGUAUUUUCACUAGAUUUUUUUUAUUACGUUUUGUUUUUGUUUUUUUUGAAGGUCUAUGUAUAAAGAUUUUGUAUCUUGUAUAUCUUGUGUAGUGUAUGUAGACAAUGGUUUGGGCCAUAAAGUAGAGCCUUACAAAAAGGUUCAGUUUAAUUUUCAUACCAGUUGGCCUGUUUGAUAUAAAGUGAUAAGGAGCUGGAUUUUAUUCGGUCAAGGCAAUCAGCAGCUUUCAUAAUCUAGUCUGAAAUCUAGUCUUUUCACUGCUAAAAGUUGUAAAACAACUGCAUAUACAUUAUAGCUCCCUGGGCUUCUUUCCUUUUUUAACAAAAUCAUGUUUUCCAUCAUAUUUCCUACAACACAUGUAGAGUUUCGGUUAGACAUGAUAAGCAUUUGAUUGAUUUGCCAGGAACCCUUUCUCACAUACUCAUACUUUUACUGAAAAUAAUUUAAGUUUUUGUAGCCCUUUAAAUCAGUAUACAGUCUAAUGUUUAAACUGAUAAUUAAAUUAACUCACUAACCUAAAGCUUCCAAAGUUUCAAUAUCAUUGUUUUUGUUAUACUUAAUAAUGAAAAGAAUUAUUUUCAGAUCCAGGGAUUCCUAGUGAGAACACACAAUCAAAAUGGGGUUUAAAAACAGGUCUGUGUGGACAUCAUUUUGACGUCUAAUAAGUCCCUAUCUGUGAGGACUAUGAUUUUGUUUUGACCUUAAAGGUCAAAUUGACACCUCUUUAAUGUCAUUUUGACUUAAGUGUUCUCUUUGGGUUGUGUUCAAUGCCUUUUUCAUUGAAUUUAUGCCUAAGAAUUUGUAAAUUGUACUAUUCUAAUGGUUGUCAUAUGUUGUGCUAGUGUAUAGACAUUCAUUCAUUCCUGAAUUAUAAGUUAAUAUUUUUAAAGAGGUGGUUGAAUGUGCCAUUUAAGCUGUAUGGAUGCAUUUCACUUUAAAAUUUCAAAUAAUUUACUAAUUUUUUUCAGAAAUCUCCUCUUUCUCCGACUGACCUGAAAUGUAAGUGUUAUGAAAGUUAACUGUCAAUCAAUGAUGUGUUAUGUGUAAAAAAAAUAGUGAUUGAAUACAAAUAUAGCAUUAGUAAUCUAA